AUGGACGCUUUCACAGGGACCGUAAAACCGCUGUUGCAACCGCUCACUGCGAAAUCGCUCACUAUCCAUGGCCUCGUGAAGGACUAUAGCGGCAAAGCUGCUGCUCUCAGAAUGCCGAGAGAGAUUUCACAUCUGCGACAGUGGUAUACGGCGGCUGUGUCCUAUGAAUCCGAGCCCAAGGAUCUUAGUCCGCCAGAUUCCCCGUCCAUACUCUCACCCGACAGCCAUCUCGAUCUUCAUCUGCAUGUUGGCGAAGUCUUGCGUGACGGGGAGAGCCACACUAUCUACAGGGUCUGUCAUGGGGUGUCGCAUGAACCCUCUGAGGCGGCCUACAGUUUUCCGCCCAUGGUGAUCAAGGUCUCCGCGGAAUUAGAAGGCCAGCAUCUGGCGGAAGAGGCAGCGAUGUACGACUAUCUGCACUCUUUGCAAGGCGUCGUCAUUCCGCACUGUUAUGGCUACUUCCGGUGCUUCGUCAACCUCCUCGAGCACGUCGUCAUCCCGUGGGCCCCGGAGUGCACGUUCCCGCGGGAUAAGAAAACGAUCAACAUGUUCAGGAUGCCCAAUCAAAUGGCGAGCUUGAACGUCCUGCUGUUGGAGGAUGUAGGCGAACCUCUUCCAUUGUAUUCGACCCCCCAGCAACUCAAAGAGCUCGAGCAGGACUUAUUCGACAUGAGCAAGGAGCUGUGCCAACUGCAGGUUGACUAUACCGAUUGGGAGUGUUCCAACAUCGUUCGCGCGUACGAGCAGCCUAAAGCCAUCGCCGGCCUUCCAUCUUCCAGGAACAACCGCACCUACAAAUACCGCAUCAUCGAUUUCGAGACGGCUUGUACAACUGAGGCAAUCCGCCCGGAGGCGAUCCACAAGAGGUGUAGGUCCUUCUAUAACGAAAUUAUCGCGAAAGUCCGGAACAGCAGUAUACAGUUUAUGGGCUAG
This is a messenger RNA of Fomitopsis serialis, 933 nucleotides long. RefSeq lists its product as uncharacterized. The record is from RefSeq and is a predicted model, not a curated record. Lineage: Eukaryota; Fungi; Basidiomycota; Agaricomycetes; Polyporales; Fomitopsidaceae. The coding region runs from base 1 to 933 and encodes 310 amino acids. The transcript is spliced from 3 exons.